CCAAAAUCCGCUAAUAUGCAUAAUAAUUAGACAUAAUAGGAAUUAUGCGUAAAUACUAAAACUGUCGGUUAGUAUGAAAAAUAACGGCGCGUAUCAGGAAUUAUCGAUAACUACUAAAAUCGUCAGUAAUUAUGCAAAGUAUCGCCAUAUUUUUAGUAAAUAUUGAUAAUAACUGACACAGCAAUAGGAAUUAUGCAUAAUAUCUGCUGUGUAUAUUAGUGAUUAUACAUGUAACCUCACAAAAUACGACUGGUCCUGCCUUGAAGCGAGCGUUGAAGUUUGAUGUUAUGUUUUGAUUGUUUUGUUGUUGGAGUUUCUCAUCGCAAUGACUGCACUACCUACUGAUAACAUUAAAUUUAAAUUUGUCGAUGAAGUUAAGAAGUUGAAGGGAAGAACAAACUCACGAUUGAACAUUUUAUUCAAGGAAGAAUAUGACGUGCUUUUAUCCGAGGUUAGGGAUGCUUCAUCAAAUAAUGGUCCCAAAACUCCAUUACAGUAUCGUAGACUUAAAAAGAUUUGGAAUAGUUGAAGUCGGAAAUAUUGAAAAGCUUGUAACGCGAAAUAAAGAGCAAACGGGAAAGGAAAAUAAUGAAGAUUCUAAUAAUAUAGUGAUUGACAUACGAGAUGUUCGCUAUGUUGUUCCCGUUAAAGAAAUGUUUGAUAUUUUAACCAUUUGUCACAGAAGUAUAGGUCACGGAGGAAGAGAUCGAAUGAAGACCGAAAUGUCCAAACAGUAUUCGAAUAUUACACAAAAUUGCACAAAAUUCUGCCAAAACAAUACCUGCCGCGGUAAAAAAAAAUAAUCGAUUAUGCAAUAGUAAGUGCCAUCAAAGCUCUUCUUGUUCCAAUAAAUAAAUAUAAAUAUAAUAAUAUAAAUAAUUUUUAUGUAGUCGUUUGAAAUGUUACGGUUAUGUUUUUUUUUCGUUCUGAUUCCUGAAUAUGUUUGAUUUUCAUCUAUGCAUACCAUAUAGUUUUGUAGAAUUACAUAUAUAUUAAAUGUUAUGUAA
Molecule: messenger RNA, 1007 nt
Organism: Acanthoscelides obtectus
Lineage: Eukaryota; Metazoa; Arthropoda; Insecta; Coleoptera; Chrysomelidae
Source: the annotation of a GenBank genome assembly